CAAUUGCUACUCAAUCUGAAAAUAAUAUUAAUAUAAUUGCUACACAAACUAAAUUUACUAUUAAUAUAGUUGCUACCCAAACUAAAAAUAUUGUUAAUAUAGUUAUUACACAAACUGAAAAUAUUGUUAAUAUAGUUGCUAUACAAACUAAAUUUUUUGUUAACAUAGUUGCUAUUCAAACUGAAGUUAUUACUAUACAAUUUAUUAAAAUUCAAAAAAUGAUCAAAGAAAUAACUGAAUAUAUUAAGAAGGCCUUGGCAAAUAGCUGUGAAUUUGACAUAACUACAACAAUUAAGCUACAAAUAAUUACUAAUAGGCUAAGAUAUUCUAAAGAGACUAGAAAUUGGGGUGUCUAA
This is a messenger RNA of Dentiscutata erythropus, 356 nucleotides long. Lineage: Eukaryota; Fungi; Glomeromycota; Glomeromycetes; Diversisporales; Gigasporaceae. The record is from the annotation of a GenBank genome assembly.